Dermacentor silvarum is the source of this 1476-nucleotide messenger RNA. RefSeq lists its product as uncharacterized. Bases 175 to 1137 code for a protein of 320 amino acids. The transcript has 3 exons. Lineage: Eukaryota; Metazoa; Arthropoda; Arachnida; Ixodida; Ixodidae. The record is from RefSeq and is a predicted model, not a curated record.
UAGAGGCGCAAACUCCACCUAGCUGACGGUGCGGCGAGUAACGCCUAUAAAGCGACCACAAAUGCAAGGUGCUAUUUCUUGCUGUAGAUAGACUGGUCGCAAACAUAUCGCCGAACAACCUCACCCUCGGCGUUCCUCCGGAUUUCGCUUUUGCCACCGUUUCUCGAAGACGCUAUGAACUGUCUAAUGGGAACGGUUCGAUUCUGGAGGCACUCGUCUAUGCGGGUCAUAGCCGUCGCUCCCUCGACCAGGAGCAGUAGCAGCGAACGCGACCCGAAGACGUUUCUGUGGCUCAGAAUGCACAACUACCGGGACAACCUCAAAGCCCUGGACAGUGUCCGGUUCAGGCGGCCGGCUACCGAGGACUUCCAGUACCUGGAAGUUGGAUGCGGACCCGGGAACUUCACGACUGAAGCCCUCCUGCCUCGACUGCGUCCAUGCCGCCGCCUGGUGACCACUGACAAGUCGGCGUCCAUGGUGGGCUACGCCCGCGAGCACUUCCGAGACCACCGGGACGUCGCCUACGAGGUCCUGGACAUCGAAUGCGGCGGCGAAGCCGCCAACCAUGCCGAGUGUAUCGUGGACACGUACGGACCGUUCGACCGCGUGUACUCGUUCAUGACCUUCCACUACGUGCGAGACCUGGAGCAGGCGUACCGCAACGUGUUCUUGUGCUUGAAGGACGGCGGCGAGUGCCUGACGGUGUCGUUCACGGGUGCCGCGAUCACCGACGUGUGGUACCGGCUUUGCAACGCCGAAGAGUGGAAGGCCUUCCUGCCCAAUCCGAAGCAGUUGCUCUCCGAGCGGUUCUGCUACAGCGUACCCAUACCGGAGGAGAGGAUAGCGAGCGAAGAGCGGCUGGCAAUCGCCGCUGCCGGAAUGGAGCUUGUGUCGUGCCGAAUGUACGAUAGCGUCUGGACGAUGCCCGACUUGGACAGCUGGCUUGAUUGCUACGUGCCAUUCUUCAGGCUGGACGCCCAGGUGCCCGAAGAGAAGCGUGUCGCCUUCUUCGACGCCUGCAGGUCUCCGCUCCAGGAAGCCUCGACCGCGACGCCCUAUGGAGUCGGUCUGAGGCACAGCGUCAUCGUGGUCCACACGCAAAAGCCAUGUCGUAACACUGACUUCGAUUCGCGAUAGACCGUAUAAUGCGACCCCACAAUACCUGCACUCAGUGGCUUGCCCCCUUGAGGGGCCGCCGGACUGAGGCGCAAACACCCUAUCGAAUCAGCAGUUCGAUCGUUCGCGAAUUGGGGUAUAUACUGAAGGGCGUUUUAUGUCGCACAUAAGAUAGCCGCUGAUAACAUAAAUCGGGCCAUCAAAGCACCGCCACAACAACGUAGCGAUGCAGCCCAUGUGUGCGCUUUUUAGACCCCAUUGCGCCGAUGCAGUCCUCAGAGAUGCGUGGACUGCGUUUAGAUAAAUGUCAUCGGAAGAGCGCGCAGCGCCGGACGUAAGGAUUGGUGAACUGAAGCUGCU